AUGGCCUCGAAGACUUCGGUUCUAGGUCUGCGGUCCAUGCUGGCGACCUCAUUCUCGUCUACUCCCCAAUCUCGACACGACUCACGACUUCGCAGCGCAUAUGCUCCUGUCACGCGGGGAGAAGACUGUGCUGAAAUAAUUAUGAAACUGUUCAGACUUCGGCAGAGAUUGCGACGUCUUCGCGAUGAACUGUUCGACGAACUCCCAGACGAUCCAGGACAAUUGCCCAUUCGGUGUCGGCCAAGUUAUCGCCAAUUCCGUCAUUAG
Molecule: messenger RNA, 267 nt
Organism: Penicillium lagena
Lineage: Eukaryota; Fungi; Ascomycota; Eurotiomycetes; Eurotiales; Aspergillaceae
Exons: 1
Coding region: 1-267 (88 amino acids)
Source: RefSeq, a predicted model, not a curated record